Messenger RNA from Haemonchus placei, 1791 nucleotides. Lineage: Eukaryota; Metazoa; Nematoda; Chromadorea; Rhabditida; Trichostrongylidae. The record is from the annotation of a GenBank genome assembly.
AUGAGCAAUGUUGUGGAAUGGGUGGAAAUCGUGGAGCCACAAACGAAGCAGCAUAUGUAUGCUAACCUGAUAUCUGGCCAGUGUGCAUGGGAGCCUCCACCUGGGGCGUCAGUGAAACACACACACGAGCAUCAGUGGUGGGAGCUGUUCGACUCAAAGACUGGUCGUUAUUAUUACUACAAUGCCUCGUCAAUGAAAACGAUUUGGCAACGACCGAUGGGACCCGAGAUUGACAUCAUUCCUUUGGCCAAAUUACAGACUCUCAAAGAAAAUACUGAAAGCUCUGAGCAUGCUCGGGUUCGACGAACUUGUGAAACACAAACUUCACCGGCUAUUCGUAGAGUGGUUGGUGGAUCUCGACGUGUGAUUGCCCAAAAUAUUGGGCCUGAAGCGGGUGUUAUCAUGACGAGGACUGCAAGCCGGUCUUCGAAUGGCACUAUGAAUGGCAUGCAGCAAUCCUUCGAUUGGAUGUCGCUUGAUGAUCAGAGCGAUAGCUUAUCGAUUGGAGACAGAGGUGAUUACCGUGACUGUAACCGUGAUUUCGGACGAUCACCGCGCCAAUUUCCUCCGUUUCCCACUAUGGGGACCACAUCAACCAUGUCAACUGCACCUUCUGCGGAUUCUCUUCCACCUCGGUCAUCUCGGUCCUCGAGCCCUCCAGCGCAGAAACGGCAGUUGUUCCCUACAAACACGGGUCCGAAAAAGUCUACGAAUGCUGGUGGUUGGGCAAAAGACGCGCCGAAACAACCAUUAUCUGCGCCUGACAAUAAGCAGCUUAAAAAGGAGUCACCAGCUAUUUUUAAGCUCAUUCAAGGAUAUAUGGGAGAUAGGAAAAGCAAGACACCUAUAGACCAGCAAGCCUUAUCCUUAUGCGAGCUCGGUCUUUCUAAGCAGGAAUGUGCCGAUGAAACUGUAGCUCAGCUUAUGCAACAGCUUACAGACAAUGAGCGCCCCGACAGUGUUAGGCGAGGAUGGGAGCUGUUAGCCAUAAUUCUUAACUUCGUUACGCCAUCUGAAAAGCAGGCUAGCUCUCUAGCAGAGUUUAUUGAUCGAAACUCCGAAAAAAUCUUCGAUAGGCCUGAGGUAGCCGUAUCUCAUUUUGCGCAACAGUGUGCAAAAAGGUUGUCUAAAUCGCAAGUAAGGCCUAAGCCUUCGCUUGCUGCUGUACAGGAAGCUCGGGUGCACAUAUUCAAUCCUCCGCAGUUUUCUGCAUCUUUGAGCGAGUUAAUGGAAAUGCAGGCUGAGCGUUAUCCUCAACUGCAGUUGCCAUGGAUCGAGACGACUCUUAUCGAACUAUUAUAUGAAUCUGGUGCUAGAAGGACCGAAGGUUUAUUCAGAGUACCGGCCGAUCCAGACCAACUGAUGACUACUCGUGCUCGACUCGACAUGUUCGUAGUUCCGGUAGUGCAUGAUCCUCAUGUACCAGCUGGCUUGUUGAAGUUGUGGCUGCGUCAGCUACCAGAGCCGUUGAUACCACAUGCUUUUUAUCAGCGUGCUCUGGCAGCAUCUGAAAAUCCGGUCGAGCUCGCUCGGCUCGUUAAAAUUCUCCCAAACAUCAACCAGCUUGUGUUAACAAAGCUUGUGGCUUGCCUUCAGGAUUUGUCUCGCGAAGAGGUCGUGGCGCAUACAAAGAUGGAUGCGUCAAACUUAGCUAUGGUCAUGGCACCAAAUGUGUUGAGAUGUGAAAGCGAAGAUCCUCGGGUUAUUUUUGAGAAUACUCGUCGAGAAAUGACGUUUUUGAAAACGCUAAUCACCAGCUAUGAUACCUCUUAUAUCCAGGGCGUGGUGUAA